AUGGAACCCCAACAACAGCCAAAUGAAGAGAAUGGCGACAGUGGGAAAGGAGGGUUUGUUUGUAGGCAGAGUAGUACACGGUGGACACCCACCACUGAGCAGAUCAGAAUAUUGAAAGAACUUUACUACAACAAUGGGGUUAGGUCCCCCAGUGCGGAUCAGAUUCAGAGGAUCUCCGCUCGGCUUAGACAGUACGGGAAAAUCGAAGGCAAGAAUGUGUUUUAUUGGUUUCAGAACCACAAGGCUCGCGAGAGGCAGAAGAAAAGGUUCAACACCACAACUAGUGAUCACCACGUCCCCAUGCAAAGACCUAAUAUUGCUGCUAAUGGUAAUAAUAACAACAAGUAUCCCAUUCCCACCAUAACUCCAGGUUAUUCUUCUUCAAAUGGCGUGCUUACUGUUGGGCAGAUUGGGAACUAUGGGUAUGGUAGCAGCAGUGGUGGUGCUACAUCUUAUGCUUUCUUUGACAAGAAAAGAUUCAUGGGAGAAGAAGAAGAUGAUGAUGAAGAAGGUGUUGCUCCACAUAUUGAAACCCUUCCUCUCUUUCCCAUGCACGGCGAAGAUCACAUCAAUGCUUUCUGCAGCAAUCUUAAGCCCCAAUCAGAUAGCUGCUACUCGGCGAAUUGGUACCGGUCCGAUGAAGGCGGCUACACCGGCGCUCGUGCUUCACUUGAGCUCAGCCUCAACUCCUACACCGGCAGAUCACAGGAUUCUAUCUGA
Messenger RNA from Hibiscus syriacus, 720 nucleotides. Its product is annotated as protein WUSCHEL-like. NCBI's taxonomy places the organism in Eukaryota, Viridiplantae, Streptophyta, Magnoliopsida, Malvales, Malvaceae. The transcript is spliced from 2 exons. Bases 1 to 720 code for a protein of 239 amino acids. Gene Ontology annotation, biological process: plant organ development. The record is from RefSeq and is a predicted model, not a curated record. Gene Ontology annotation, molecular function: DNA binding; DNA-binding transcription factor activity.